This is a messenger RNA of Paramecium octaurelia, 291 nucleotides long. Lineage: Eukaryota; Ciliophora; Oligohymenophorea; Peniculida; Parameciidae. The record is from the annotation of a GenBank genome assembly.
AUGGAGAAUUGGUACAUUUAUUUUGCUGCUAAUGAAACUGAUAUUUUAGUUCCUAAACAUAAAGGAUUUCCCUGGGCAGUAGCCAAUAAACAAUAUACUGAGGAGACUGGUGACGAGAUUAUUAAUGAUUUGUUUAGAUGGGCAUGUCAAAAUUAUGAUGGAGAAAAAAUUGCUGCUUGUUAAGCCUACAAGAAUUAAUAAUAAAUAUAGAUAAUUACAUAAAUUAAACUGUUCUCCAGUUUAAUAUAUUAUCGAUUUAAUAUGCUCUUAUUAUCUUAUACUAAUAAUUGA